Balaenoptera ricei (Rice's whale) is the source of this 4371-nucleotide messenger RNA. RefSeq names its product retrotransposon Gag like 5 (gene RTL5). The coding region runs from base 178 to 1905 and encodes 575 amino acids. The record is from RefSeq and is a predicted model, not a curated record. Lineage: Eukaryota; Metazoa; Chordata; Mammalia; Artiodactyla; Balaenopteridae. The transcript has 3 exons.
CGCCGCCGGCGAGGAUCGUGCCGCAGUCCGUUCUCUCCCUCGCCACCAGCCUCCGCCCGCCAGAUCUUCGCCUCGCUGCCUCGCCGCCCGCCUCCUCCGCCCGGCGCCUCCCGGCUCCCGCCGCCGCCCGCCCUUUGCGCUCCCCGGGACGAGCCCCAGGCCCCCAGGCUAGUCCUGAUGUCCGAGGCGGCCGGGAAUCUCAAUAGCCUCCGCAUGGCGAACGUGGCCCUGCGAGAAGAAUUAAAUGCCCUUCGCGGGGAGAAUGCCAAUCUGGGCCUUCAGCUCGGCAGAGCCCUGGCCGAGGUCAAUUCCUUGCGGGGCAAUGUCUCGAGCUACAUGCGCUGGCCGGUGCCCGUGGUGCCCGUCCUUUCCGAGGAGAACUUUGAGUUCCCGCUCAGUGAGAUCGACGCUGUUCCUGAGGGAGAACUGCCCUUCCUGUGCUGGCCUCCCCCGCGCGCCGAGCCCGAGUACGCCCCAGACGAACUGUUGAUUAGCGUGAUCCAGGAUUGCGGCACCUCCGGCGGGCCCGUCGACCCACCCCCGCUGCCCAGCCCGCCCCCGCCGGCGCUGCCCCCGCCCUCGGCCAAGGAGCUGCCCCCGCAGCCUCCUCUGCCGCCGCUGGAGCGGCCCGAGAUAGAACCCUUCUCGGGCGACCCAGUCUACCUGGCUGAAUUCCUGAUGCAGCUAGAGACUUUCAUAGCCGACCAUGAGGAUCAUUUCCCCGGGGGCGCUGAGCGGGUGUCCUUUCUGAUCUCCUUUUUCGCUGGUGAAGCCAAGGACUGGGCCGUCUCAGUCACCCAGGAAGGAAGCCCCCUGCAUGCCAACUUCCCGCGCUUCCUGGAUGAAAUCCGUAAGGAAUUCUGUGGCCCCAUCCCCCCAAGCGUGGCAAAAAAAGCCAUCCGCAAGCUCAAGCAGGGAGACUGUACCCUGGGCAGCUAUGCAGAUGCUUUUCAGUUCCUGGCUCAAUUCUUGUCUUGGGAUGACUGCCGCCUUCAAAACCAAUUCCUCAAAGGCCUGUCAGAAUUCUUCCGCAAGGAGCUCUUAUGGUCAACUGAAAUGGCCGACCUGGAUGAGCUGAUUCUCGAGUGCGUGGAGAUAGAAAGAAAAGUGCGUGUCCCCAAGCCAAUCCCACUCCCUGGGGUUCGCAAUAUCUUCUUCCCUUUUGCAGCAGACCGUAAUCUCGAAGGUGAAGAGGGAGAAGAGUGCCACAGUGGGGAUGAAGAUGAAGAGGCAUGCAGGCGCAGGCUCCAGGACAAGGACCAGGGGAGGCGCGUGAGAGCUAUUCAGCAAGAGACCAGGGGGGAGGAGGGGGAGAAGAGGGGGAAGAGGGAGGAAGAGAUGAGGAAGAAGGAGCUGAAACAAAAAGGGGAGGAGGACGAGGAGGAGGAAGAAGAAGAGGAGGAGGAAGAAGAGGAGGAGGAAGCAGAGGAGGAAGAGGAGGAGGGGAUGAGGAAGAAGAGGAAGAAGGAGGAGGAAGAUCAGAAUAAGGAUGAGAAAGACGAUGAACAUGAGGGUGGCCGCCAGGAACCAGAGCAGGAGCUCGAGCAGGAGCCAGAACAGGAGCAAGAGACAGAGGAUGAGACCCAAGAUGAUGACCUGGAUGAGCUGAUGGAGAUAGAGCCCACCUACGCCAAUGCUUCAUCCCAGACUUCUGGCUACUAUCAUGAAAAUUUCCUAGAUGUGUCACCUCCCAUCAUACAGCCCAGCAGACGGAGGAACCAGAAUCGAGUCCCACUUCUGGAGGGCCUUCCAGGUACCAAUUCACCAUUCUACAGUUCGCCGCCACUGAUUCGCCGGGCAGGUCGUCUGGGGCAACGCCAAAUACGACGCCGUCCCCCGGUGCUAUUCCGCCUCACUCCAAGGCAGGGGGCCCACCGGGCUGCGCGGGGCCGCAUUCGCGUGUGAGAGCUGGGGCGAGCUGCCCCGCCCCCACCAGAACACACCCUUCCACUGCGUCCCCUGCCCCUGCUUUUGCUGCCACACCUGCCCCAUUGACCGACCAGUACUUAAGGGAGUUCCAAACCUGCAGAACCCGAAGAAGACCUGGAGAACUCCAGACCAUCCUGCGACCGUGACCGGGGAGUGACACCCGGGAAAGGAGGGCUCAGCAAUAGCUGCCCUCUCGGUGUGCACUCUGCUCAGUCCUGCUGCGAGCUAGAGAGCAGGUGUCUGGGCCUGUUCCUGUAAAUGAACUGGUCACCCUCUUGUAUUUCCCCUCCAGUUGUUCCCAGCCCUCACCUCUCCUGCGUCUAUUCACACUGUGUUCUAUGGUUUAAUCCUCUGACUAGCUAACCAGGACUUCACCCAAUGCCUCACUGCUCUGCCCCAGUGAGUGAAAGGACAGGCUCCACUGAACUCUUAAAGCCACUGAGGCCACUUACUAGGUAUAAUCAGUGGAGAGCAAAUGCUAUCAAGAAACGUGCCUGGAAGCCUACACUUGCUUCAGGUCACCCCUCCAGCAGGAGGGCCCCGAAGAACCCCCUCCAUCUAGCCCAGUGAGAGUAUGCAAAACCACGUGUCCAAUGGACCACCCAGCUGAGACCUGACCUUGACUGACUGAGCAAGCUGGUUCCACCUUCCCACAGACUACAGGCUCAGGGCCUCAGGGCUCUCCAGAUCUGGGAUCCUCUCCUCUUACUACAUUACCCUCCUGGGCAUCCCCAGUGGACAGAGCCCAAUGUUCCAUGCCCUACCCUUUUCCUUGACGUUGCCUAGAGGGUAGGCAGUUGGGUGGGGGAGCAGGAGGAGGAGAAAGCAGCAGCAACAACUCAGUUUGACCUUGUAAGGACUGACUCUUUCCUUAGGGACGGUGGUCUCCUCCCCUGGCCAGGCCUUGGACUGCAGUCUCCAGCCAAAGGUCUUGGCAGAAGAUUUGCCAUCCUUGGGGUUCCAGAGGUGACCUAAUUGGCCUUUCCUUCCCAGACUGCCAGAGAGAGAGGCCCAAGGCCUGCUCUUCAACUCCAACUUAAAGGACUCCUUAUUUCUGAGAGUAGAGAGGAAGGUCCUCUCUACAGAGACUUCACCCACUGCAGCCUUGCAGUCGGGAUGACCUUGUGUCUCUCACAUUCGGGGCAAGCCAUGGCGUGGCGCUGGGCAUCGAGUAGGCGGUGAGGCCUAAGCGGUUGACUGCCUCCCAGUAACUCCUGGGGCUUCUGGGUCCUAACCUAGGGGCCCUCAUAGAGACCUGCUGCUUGCCUUGGGUCCAGAAAACACUGCUUCUGCAGUGAAACAUACACACUAUGUCACUCUGGCCACAGAAUGCCAGUCAGAUCCACUGCUGGCCUGAACUGCCCUCCACACUGGGCUUCCUGCACAGGGCCUGGCAGCCGGGCAAGUGCAGCCAAAGUGUCUGUGGCCAAAGGGAGGAAAACAUAGUAAAUUAAGCCUCUGUUCCUCACCGGAGUCUGAUAGAUAACCUCAGCCCAGCCUUAGGAUUUUGAGCCCAGAGGCAAGAGGAAGGAGCCGGAGGAAGAGGAGUCAUGGAGAAGCCCAGUCCUCCGGCUGGUGUCUGGUGAGGUCUCUCUGUUCAUCAGUGGGAGGUAAGAAGCCCUUUUGUUGCUCACACAUUUCUCAGCCUGGGGAUCGCUGGAGCCAAGGUCCUGUAACCUGUUGCUAUCUUUUAAAAAGGCUACCCCCCUCCUCCAAAGAGAAAAGUAAUACAUAAUCAUUAGAGAAAAAUCGGCAAAUAGAGAAAACGCUAAGGACCCAAAAGCCCCAAACAUUCAGAAUCCCACCACACAGACGCAAGCACUGUUAACACUUUCUAGUGUGUUCUCACUGCGUCUUUUCAAAGCCAAGAUCAUCCUGCGAGCUCUCGAUCAGCAGGAUUUAAAAUGGCUGCCACCUAUGCAGUCACACAGACUGAAUCAUUUAUUCAAGCAUUCUCCUAAUGUGUUGGACAUGUCAAUUGCCUGGUUCCCCCCAUCCCCACCAGGGCAGGAGUAAAUAACCCUAUAAAGAAAAGUUUGUCUGUUUUUCAGCUAUUUCCUCAGGAGAGAGUUCCAGAAGGGGAACCGCUGUUCUUCAAGGCCGUGGACCCUGUUUGCUGAUGGUCGACACGCUAGCCCUGCUGCCCACAUGCCUGCCAGAGAAGUGCAAAGGACAGGUGCCUUGCACCCCCAUCUCCAGGGAGCCCUCAGCACAGGCCCUGCCUGUUCCCAUGGUGCUUCUCAUCCUGAGCCCGUGUAGCCUCAGCCGGGGAAAGAGCAGAUGAGCAGUGAGCUGGUUUCUGGCCCUCUGGUGGCAAGGGGGCUUGGGCUCCCUUUGACCCACUUCCCCCCUUUUCCCAGAUCUUCAAUAUUGUGAUGUAACAGCCACAAGGGCUGUAAGAGGAACUAUGGGCUUUGGGCGCUUUCUUGGGUUGAAAGAGGG